Molecule: messenger RNA, 1522 nt
Organism: Drosophila hydei
Lineage: Eukaryota; Metazoa; Arthropoda; Insecta; Diptera; Drosophilidae
Exons: 2
Coding region: 57-1304 (415 amino acids)
Source: RefSeq, a predicted model, not a curated record
GUGCGCCCGUUCAAGAUGCAGCACAACCAACGGCAUCUCAGACACAGCAAGGCACAAUGGCAGCGGCACCUGAGUGGCUGACACACGAUUACAUUAAGCAUGCGCUGAGAGUGCACUACAAGGAUGCCAAAUUAAAUAUUGUGCAGUUUGAAUUGAAUCCGGCUCUGGGACCGGGCGAGAACUACGGGGGUGUCCUCACAAGGGUUCGAGUGCGCUUUACACUUGCUCAGCAACCAGAAAAGGAGCUGCUUCAGUACUUGAUAGUGAAGACCUCCUUAGAUGACGAUGAGCUGUCUAAGGAGCUGAUGGCGCCCUAUGACAUUUACAAUCGUGAAAUGAACAUCUACGAGGAGGUGCUACCCAAGUUGAAUGAGCUUCUCAAGGAAAUUGGUGAGUUCGAGCCGUUGUUUCCCACGGCCAUCUUCGUGGAUCGCAAACGCAUGGCCAUCAUCUUUGAGGAUCUCGGUAUGGCCAACUAUGUGAUGGCCGAUCGAAUUAAGCGCCUGGACAAGGAUCACGCUCACCUUAUUCUACGCAAGCUGGCUAAGAUGCAUGCCAGCUCUGCUGUAUUGAACGAACGCAACUCCGGCAGCUUGGAGAAAUACGAUAGAGGAUUCUUCAAUCGCUAUACUAACGCCUACAGUGGAUAUUUUGUAGGCGGUCUGCUAGCCGCCGCACGAUGGAUGAGCCAGGAGCCUGAGUGCGCUCAGUACGGGCAGAAAUUGUUUGAAUUAGCUCCUCACUACAUGGACAUAGGUCGCAAGUGUUUUGCGCCUCUGAGCGAGUCAGUGAACGUCUUGGCCCAUGGAGAUGUCUGGACCAACAAUGUGAUGGUAAAAUACGAUCCGGAUACGGGUCGCCCAGUGGAUAUUGUACUUAUUGACUUCCAAUAUUCGUUUUGGGGAUCGCCCACCAUCGAUUUGCAUCAUUUCUUCAAUACUUCGCUGAGGGAGCCACUGCGGCGAGAGGAGCAGAGCACUCUUAUUGAGUUCUAUCAUCGCAUUUUCAGAGAUAUUCUGAACAAACUUAACUACAAAGAGAACCCGAUUCCCAGUUUGCAUCAGUUCCAGUUGCAAGCCGAGCAAAAACGAUUUUUCGCUAUGCACUCUGCCGUUGUCGUGCAGCCCGUCAUGAUCAACGAGGACUCAACAGACGCCAGUUUCAAUGCUCUCAUGAACGACGAUGAGCGCGGCAUUCGGUUUAAGAAUCGCCUCUACAAUAAUCCCGUUGUUCAGCAAAAUCUCAAGGCCCUGAUGCCUGUUUUUGACAAAAAGGGACUCCUGGAGAUUAAUCAAUGCUGUUAGACUGUGCCACGGACCACGGACCUUAUCCGAUUGACCAUGUCUCCAAGGAACACAUUUUUAUUUCAUCACCGAAGGCGGUAAAAAUUAACUCCGCUUUCCAAAUUCUAGGUUUUAUUGUCUAUUAUUAUCUAGCCUAGCCUAGCCUAUCUACUUUGUUGUAAGUAAAGUUUUUUUUUAAAUGUUUUCUUUCUUUAUAUUUUUUCCCAAAACCAUCAGAU